UCACCACACCUGCAGUACCGUCGACAAACUGUUCCUGCAGCAGCUCAAGGGCAUUGUCAAACCAGACUGUUAGUGUCGAGCUCUCACUAACGACCGCAAUCUGCUGCCUGCAAGAGGCAAGGCGUUGCAGUGGAACCGCGGAACCUGACGUGCUCGCAUCACGUUUAGACGGCCCGAGCUAGGCAGCUACCAUUACCGCUCCCCCAGCUACCUCAUCUUCUCCUUCCAACCUCCACUUCCACCGACCUGCACCGCCCAGUAGCACCCUCUCUCGACUGCUGCAUUCUUCAAGCAGUAUCGCGCCGCAGCGAGUUUGCAGCGUCGCUCUGUUGCACCCUUGCCGACAGUCGACUAUCGUCAGCCGCCUCACUUGCCCGCCAUGGCUGCCACCAACGUCCCCGUUACGCUGGACACGCCCAUCAUUAUUAAGGUCCUCUUCCGCGGCCAGACCAGGAAGCUCAAGCUGCCACUGAAGGAUCUCGGAGCGAACGUUCUUCCAGAGAAGCUUCGUGCCGGCCUCCAAAUUCACGAUGACGAGCAGGUCGUCUUCGAGCGCUACUCCGACUCAGCCGCCGCGUACGUCACCCUCGACUCGAACGCGCCUUCUGUCUACAAGACGCUCUUCCGCGCCGCAAAGGCGAAGCUCAAGCUCCGUCUGAGGGCCACAGUUCCGGGCGGGUCUUUUGAGCUCCCUACGCCUGCUCCUCCCGCGCUCCCUCGUGCAGCUAUUCCAGACGCCUCCGUCUUCCGCCUGAGCUCCGAGACCCUGACUCCUCAGGUCGCUGCUCCCACCUCUCCAGUCAUUGCCCGCUCUCCGGAGGCUCCCAAGUUCGAGGCGGUCAGCCCGGUCUCGCCUUUGAAGCCUGCAGACGAUGGAGAGGCUCCUGUGUCGAGGCCGUUCACAACCCGCCAGGCCUUCUUCGACAAGCUUUCCAAAGCUCCACACAACGUCCCGCUUACAUUCCGUCCCAAGCCAUCAGCAGCAUGCACUGCCUGGGUUGUGUACUGUAACAACUGCAACCACCCCAUGGAUGAUGAGCACUUCCACUGCAGCGUCUGCGACAAUGGCGAUUACGAUCUCUGCCCUGCCUGUGUAGACUCUGGCAUGCACUGCCCCGGAGACGGCCACUGGAUGGUGAAGCGUUUCGUGAAGAACGGCAACGUCGUGAACAGCACCACCCAGCGUAUUCCACCCAAGGUCAAGGCCACAGAGCCAAAGGAUAUCCCCGGCGCCUUCACCGACGAGAAGCAGUCUGUUACAUAUGAAGAGGAGGCGACACGCACCUGCAACAGCUGCGUCAAGGUUCUCUCCGAGAAGGAGUUCGUUACAUGCACUGUCUGCGAAGACUACGACCUGUGCCUGGAUUGCCACACAGUCAACAAGCACGGCCACCACCCCGGUCACGCUUUCAAGGGGGCUACCUCAGAGACCUCAUUGUCUGCUUUGGGCAAUGCUCUCUGCAACCCGGGCCGCAACGCACGCCACAACGCAGUUUGCGAUGGAUGUGACAAGUUCAUCUACGGUGUGCGCCACAAGUGCCUGAACUGCCCAGACUGGGAUUACUGCUCUCAGUGCUUGCAGAGUGCUAAGAUCAUCCACCCCCGUCACCGCUUUGUGCCAAUCUACGAGCCCCUCACUGAGCCUCUUUCGAGCGGUUGCCGUCACUACGGCAUCUACUGCGACGGUCCUCUGUGCAAGGACAAGGAGAACCUUUCGUACAUUGAGGGUACACGCUACAAGUGCGCGGUGUGUCACGACACCGAUUUCUGCCAGAAUUGCGAAGCGCACCCGAGCAACAAGCACAACCACACGCACCCUCUCAUCAAGUUCAAGACUCCCGUCCGCAACGUCAGCGUCACUACCAUGGACGAGAAGGUCAACAACUCGAUCACCGCUCUUGGGGAUCGCCGACCUGCGUCCAGGCGCUCGACUGCCACCGAGACUGCCCCUGUGGCUCCUUCGACAAAUGCUGCCACCCAAGUCCAGACAAUUGUUGACCUGAGGCCAUCAGUUGAGCCGGUCAAGAAGGAGAAGAUUGCCAUUCAGGACCUCUUGUCCGAGCCUCCUCAGGAGAAGCCUGUUGUUGCGAAGACCGAGCAGAAUCGCGAAGUCUAUGAUGCACACUUUAUUCGCGACACCAUCAUCGAUGGCUCCAAGAUCUGCGCUGGUCAGCAAUUUGUGCAAGUCUGGACACUCCGCAACCCUGGCCCCAACGCAUGGCCUGCGGGCUGCAGCGUCCGAUACGUUGGUGGUGACAACAUGCUGAACAUCGACACCACCCGCCCAUUGAGCCAAGCCGAGCUUGCCGAUGCCAGCGAGAGUAACGUCAUUUGCGCUCCGGUACCGGCUGGUGAGGAGGCAUCUUUCCGUGUUGUCAUGAAGGCUCCCCAGCGCGAAGGUACUGCCAUCUCUUACUGGCGUCUCAAGACCGCUGAUGGCAUUCCUUUCGGUCACCGACUGUGGUCCGACAUUCAGACUGUCGCCGCUCCGGCACCAGUUCCUGUCCAUGUCUCUGAGGUCGCCGAGUCUUCUUCAUCGUCACAUAUGUACGAGACCCUUCUCCAGGCCAGGCUAGAGAAUAUGAAGGCUAUUCGUCAGUCGCAGGCACAGCAGCUCGAGCAACAGAAGAUGGAGCGCAUCCAGCAGGUUCGCAAGGCUGCAGUCGAGCGCCUGCUUGAGAACCGUCGCAAGGAGCACGCAGCUGCUCUGGCUAGCAUCAGACCAGCUCCCGUACCAAAGGUCGCGGAGACUGCCAAGGAGCUUACCGCCGAGCUUCCAGUCGAAGAGAAGCAACCAGAGCGUCAGCCUGCAGUCCAAUCCUCGGGUAUGAUCUUCCCUCAGUUGGACAAGGAGUCGCCCGAGUCUAGCACAUACGAGACUUCUACCGUCCAGCCGCAGUCUCCCGUGUCCGAGAAGAGCACCAUCGCUCGCACCGUCACCGUCGCCUCCGAUGAGGAGUUCUUUGAGGAUGCCGAGAGCGUUGCUCUUCACUCUGAUGAUGAAGGGUUCAUGACGGAUGAGGAGUAUGACAUUCUUGACGCCAGCGACGAGGAGACACAGUAGGUGUCAGUCGGAAAGUCAUGCAACAUCUCAGCACGCCUAUCGGUAUUUACUUGUUACGGAUCUUUCGGGUUCUCUUGGCGUUCAAAUUGGGUAUUAGCGAUGACGCUCCUUUGCUGAAGGCGCUGGUGCAAUCUUCACCACACCCUGACGAGAUGGCGACAACAGGGUGCUGCAGGGCGCUCUGGAUGGAUAUGGUGUGCUCUUG
Molecule: messenger RNA, 3269 nt
Organism: Macroventuria anomochaeta
Lineage: Eukaryota; Fungi; Ascomycota; Dothideomycetes; Pleosporales; Didymellaceae
Exons: 5
Coding region: 380-3064 (894 amino acids)
Molecular function (GO): zinc ion binding
Source: RefSeq, a predicted model, not a curated record